This is a messenger RNA of Serpula lacrymans var. lacrymans S7.9, 480 nucleotides long. RefSeq lists its product as uncharacterized. The record is from RefSeq and is a predicted model, not a curated record. The transcript has 3 exons. The coding region runs from base 1 to 480 and encodes 159 amino acids. NCBI's taxonomy places the organism in Eukaryota, Fungi, Basidiomycota, Agaricomycetes, Boletales, Serpulaceae.
AUGUCUAGUUCUCACUGGACCCAACAAUUUCCAGAUAUGGAAACUCUGGAAAAGGUCCUCCGAGUUGUUACUAGAGAAGAGCUUAAGCCCUCACCAGGAAAGCCCACCUCCUUGGAGGAUCCUGAAAUUACCUGGAUACUUAAGGAUGAGAAGGCACAUGGAAUCAUUCAGGAUCACAUCUCUGAUGCCCUCCUAAUGAGGACUGGAGACCUCACCAGCUCCAAGGACAACUCACCAAAUUGUCCUAGGCCUUUGCUCUUCUUCAAUCUCUCUCAUGAACUCCUGAAUGGCAAAUAUUUCAUUGAGAUUUGGAUCACUGCAGAAGUUGCACGACAGUCAGGAAAGGCCCCUGGAGGUUCCAAAUCAGCACUCAAGUCCAAGGAGAAGUGGUGUGACUUCCACAAAGCAAAAUUGCACAACACCUUGGAGUGUCGAACACUUCAGUCAGCUGGAAAAUGUCAAAAGAAGAAGGGAAAGUAG